AGGUAAGAUGUCAGAUUACAAAAACGUUGUUGCUGGGAAGUUAAGACUAAAGGGCAAAGCUCUAGAUGUGAAAUCUAACAGGAUGAAAAAGAAAAAGAAACACAAGCAUCAGUAUGAUCUUGUGACUCAAGUGACAGGUGGAAACAACACAUUGACAACAAACCAACUUGAGGAUGAUAUAGACGGUAGUUAUCUUGACGACAGAGGGAGGAAAGAACAAGUAACCAAGAAUGACGAUCAUCUAACACUAGCAGAGAGAAAAUACCUCGAGCAGUGGGAGAAACUAAACAUCAAACGACUGGCAAAAGAAGCCAAGAAAUCCCACCGCGAUAGAAUUCAAGAAUUUAAUCGAUACCUAGCUAAUCUUACUGAGCAUUAUGACAUUCCUAAAGUUGGUCCUGGUUAAGAUGAAGCAGUCUUUGGUAACUCCAUUUUUUUCCUGUCAUUUUGUGCAUGCUAUGGAUUGUUUGAGUCUUGAAUUCAAAUCGAUUCGUACUGUAGCUGAAAACUGCUGCUUGUUUCUUAGACUC
Molecule: messenger RNA, 530 nt
Organism: Solanum verrucosum
Lineage: Eukaryota; Viridiplantae; Streptophyta; Magnoliopsida; Solanales; Solanaceae
Exons: 2
Coding region: 8-406 (132 amino acids)
Cellular component (GO): nucleolus
Source: RefSeq, a predicted model, not a curated record